AAUCAGAGAGAGAGAGAGACAGAGAGACAGAGACAGAGACGGAGAGGAGGGCAGCAGAGGGAGAAAAAGGCUUAAUUAAUUCAGGGUGGAUGGGAGGGAUGUUGCUGCUGUCCCCGCCGAGGCUCCAGUGCCUCUGCUGUCGUGCUGCAUGAAGCUGAGCGUUUGUGAGAGCAGAGAGGACGACUCGGCUGCUGCUGCUGCUGCUUACUGGGAACCAGACACCAGUCCAGUCCAGCCACGACUCCACAUCCUGGAGCCCACUGACUGACUGGCUGUGAGACGAGCUUCUGGGGAUGUUUCAGGGGCUGUAGUUGGAGCAGCAAUGGCCAGAGGUCAAAGAAGGAGUUAUUAGUUGCAGACCUACUAAAAAAUCCUUGUGCCAUCUCCGAGUCAUAAGGAGUAGUUUGUAAGGUGACAGACAAUCUCCGUGCAUUCUUUUUGUUUUUGUAUUUUGCCAUUCGAAGUGACAAAAUAGACAUUUGGAGCACCCUGCUCAGUCAAACAUCAUCUUCACGACUACAUGCGGCCUCAACUUUCCACCUCCCGUGUGCUCACAAGGUGCCCAUUGUGAAGCGGCAGAGAUGACUUCCCCAAACCUAUUUGCCUCAGCCUUGUUACACAACUUGACCCGAGGAUAACCAUCAAUUCCCAGAGCGCCACUCGUGGACUGACGCACUCCCAAACACAGAGCCCCGCCCCCCCACGGCGUCAGGCAGUAUGGGAGACGGGAGCUGGGUGUGCCUGAGCCCAGCUGAGUUCACCCAGCUGCAACAGUACAGCGAGUACUCCACGAAGAAGCUGAAGGAUGUGCUGGAGGAGUUUCACGGUGAAGGAGUCCUCUCCAAAUACAAUCCAGAGCAGAAGCAAGACGUUCUCAACCAACCCAUUGAUUAUGAGGGCUUCCAGCUCUUCAUGACCACUUACCUGGAGAAUGACAUCCCAGAGGAGCUGUGUCAGCACCUUUUCACCUCCUUCAAGAGCAAGACAGGAGGCUGCUCCCCCGACCAGUCUCGUGCAGGAACGAGCUUACUGGAAGCCCGCUCCAUUGACGCAGGCAUCUCUAUUCAGACCGAAGUGGCCUGUGCCCCCAUUACAGGGAUGAACGGGAAAAGCAUCCUGUCUGCGAUGGGCCGACACACGCCGGAGCACUCCAGCGUGAUGAGCACAGCCGGCUCAGGAGCCACCACCUCCCCUUGUUCAUCUCGCUCCUCCUCGCAGCGUUCAGGGACGGGGGCCCAUACACCAGGGGGGCCCCACAGAUCCCCCUGCACCCAGGUCAAAACCUCAGAGGGCAGCAGCAAUGCUCUGACGCCCAAUGCUGGUCCUGCCAGGUCGCCAGUGUCGCCCAAACUGUCAUCAGAGAGGAGCCACUCAGAGAAGCAUUUGUCACUGCGGAGGAGCCCGUCUCCCCAGAAAGGCUCCACCCUGCCGUCGCCCCAGGUGGUUUUCCUCAAGGACAUCGUCUGCUACCUGUCCCUGCUGGAGCGGGGGACGCCGGAGGACAAGCUGGAGUUCAUGUUUCGGCUGUACGACACAGACGGCAACGGGGUUCUGGACAGCUCGGAGCUGGAUCGCAUCAUCAAUCAGAUGGUGCAUGUGGCGGAGUAUCUGGAGUGGGAUUCAACAGAACUGCGACCGAUACUGAAGGAGAUGAUGGAGGAGAUCGACUUCGACAGAGACGGGACGGUCACGCUGGAGGAGUGGAUCCGAGGAGGCCUCACCACGAUCCCUUUACUGGUCCUGCUGGGCAUGGAAACGAAUGUCCAGGAAGACGGGCAGCAUGUUUGGCGUCUGAAGCACUUCAACAAACCAGCCUACUGUAACUACUGCCACACCAUGCUGCUCGGAGUUCGCAAGCAGGGCCUCUGCUGCUCCUUAUGCAAGUACACAGUGCACGAGCGCUGUGUGUCCAAAGACAUCGCUGCCUGCAUCAGCACCUACGCCAAGUCACGUAGACACACCAACGCUAUGCAGCAUGUUUGGAUGGAGGGAAACUCUCCUACGAAGUGCGACCGCUGUCACAGAAGCAUCAAGUGUUACCAGGGCCUGACGGGGCUGCACUGUGUGUGGUGUCAGAUCACUCUCCAUAAUAAGUGUGCAUCCAAUGUGAAGCCUGAGUGUGAUGGAGGCGCCUUGAGGGACCACACUCUGUUGCCCUCGUACAUCUGCCCCGUUGUCCUGGACCGUCAUUCUGUGGUGAAGCGAGGUGAGGGGGAGUCGCCGCCCAGCACCAGCCCCGAUGACAUCAAUCAGACUUUCAAAUUCUCCCCUGGAGACGGACAGGCACUGCAGAUCACCCCUCUCCCAGGUACUCACCCGCUCCUGGUCCUGGUCAAUCCCAAGAGUGGAGGGAGGCAGGGGGAGCGAGUGUUGAGGAAGUUCAGGUACCUGUUAAACCCCAGGCAGGUCUACAGUUUGGAGCAAGGAGGACCGAUGGUCGGGCUCAACUUUUUCCACGAUGUCCCUGAUUUCCGGGUGCUUGCAUGUGGAGGUGACGGCACUGUGGGCUGGAUCCUCGACUGUAUAGAUAAAGCCAACUUUGCCAGGCACCCUCCAGUGGCCAUCCUCCCUUUGGGCACCGGGAACGACCUGGCACGCUGCUUACGCUGGGGAGGAGGUUACGAGGGUGGCAGCUUGCUGAAGUUCCUUCGGGACAUCGAACAUAGCACAGACGUGGUGUUGGACCGCUGGAACAUCGACAUCGUCCCUGAUGACAAAGAGGAGAAGGGAGACCCCGUCCCCUACAGCAUCGUCAACAACUACUUCUCUAUCGGAGUGGACGCCUCCAUCGCACAUCGCUUUCAUCUGAUGCGGGAAAAGCACCCUGAGAAGUUCAACAGCAGAAUGAAGAACAAGCUGUGGUACUUUGAAUUUGGCACCACCGAGACCAUCUCUGCCACCUGCAAGAAACUGAAUGAAUGCAUCGAAGUCGAGUGUGACGGGAUCAUCUUGGACCUCAGCAACACCUCCUUAGAGGGCAUUGCUGUGCUCAACAUUCCCAGCAUGCAUGGCGGCUCUAACCUGUGGGGCGAGACGAAGAAGAGGAGGAACUACAACCGCAUGAGCAAGAAGGUUCCCGACAGGAUGCCAGCCAGCACCGUCACAGACGCUAAAGAGCUCAAAUUCUGCAUGCAAGACUUCAGCGACCAGCUGCUGGAGGUGGUCGGCCUCGAAGGAGCGAUAGAGAUGGGACAGAUCUACACCGGGCUGAAGAGUGCCGGACGCAGACUGGCUCAGUGUGCCAACGUCACCAUCAGGACAUCCCGGCGGCUGCCCAUGCAGAUCGAUGGCGAGCCCUGGAUGCAGCCUCCCUGCACGAUCAGAAUCACACACAUGAACCAGGUCCCCAUGCUGCUGGGCCCGCCUCAGAAGACGCCGUUCUUUUUCUUCAAGAAACGCAACCGGAGCCGCGACUAGGACACGUGCAUGCACAAAAACACACACAUAUACAGUACAUAUAUGCACAUACACACACGCCACACACUGUACAGGCAGCUCCAUCAGAAGACUUUGGAAGUUGGAAGCUCUUUGCAGGGAUCACAUCGUUCCUAAAUGCCAACAGACAAUUCAACCUGCAGUGACAGAACCUGAAAGACUCUCAGUAUACAGUACCGACCUUUUCCUGUGUAACCAUCAUCCCCAAAGUCAUGGAUUUACCUGCAGGUCUGUCAGCCCAAGCCACCCCCCCCC
Molecule: messenger RNA, 3690 nt
Organism: Plectropomus leopardus (leopard coralgrouper)
Lineage: Eukaryota; Metazoa; Chordata; Actinopteri; Perciformes; Serranidae
Gene: dgkg
Product: diacylglycerol kinase, gamma
Biological process (GO): phospholipase C-activating G protein-coupled receptor signaling pathway
Cellular component (GO): plasma membrane
Molecular function (GO): ATP-dependent diacylglycerol kinase activity; calcium ion binding
Source: RefSeq, a predicted model, not a curated record